Tetrahymena thermophila SB210 is the source of this 2015-nucleotide messenger RNA. RefSeq names its product MFS transporter. The record is from RefSeq and is a predicted model, not a curated record. The transcript has 2 exons. Gene Ontology annotation, molecular function: transmembrane transporter activity. Gene Ontology annotation, biological process: transmembrane transport. Lineage: Eukaryota; Ciliophora; Oligohymenophorea; Hymenostomatida; Tetrahymenidae.
AUUUUUGUUUAAUUUAUUUUAAAGUUGUAUUUUAUAAAGUAUGCAGAAUAAUGAUGAUAGCUCUAAAGAGCCUCUUAAAUAAUAGUUAGUAAGCCGUACAUAAUCUAAAGGAGCAAAGUAUGAAAAUCCCCCUCUAAAAACUUUUUUUGGAAUCGAUGCUAAUUUAAUAGCCCUUUCUUCAAUGAACUUUUUUAUGAAUGCAGCUGUAUCUAUUAUAGUCCCAUUCUUUCCACCAAUAGCUAGUAAAAUUGGUGUGUCAUCAACAAUGAUUGGACUCAUCCUUGCAUUUAAUCCUAUAGGUAGUUUUUUAACUUCUUUGAUUGUAGCACAGUUGAUGGGUAGACUAGGAAAAAAGAAUCUUAUGAUUUGGGGACUCAUAUUUUAAUCUAUCUCUAUAGCUUCAUUUGGAGCUCUAAGUAACUUACAUAGUAGCAUAGUUUUCAUCAUUUUGUCUGCUUUUGCCAGAUUUGUUUAAGGAGCUGCUAGAUCAGCUUAUGGAUCUUCAUCUUUUGGUUAUGUACCUCAAUUGUGGCCAGACUCUGUACAGAAAAAAAUUAGUAUCAUGGAAACUUUAACUGCGCUAGGAACAAUUUUAGGACCUAUUGUAGGCUAAGUUAUGUAUACAGGAUUGGGAAGCCAAAUGCCUUUUUAUAUACUAGGUUUUCUCUUCUUUUGCUGCUUGCUGACUCUUAGAUGGCUUCCUGCUGAUGCUAAUUCCAAAAAAGAUAUAGAAAAGGUAUCUUCUCUGCAAUGCUUAUCAAACAGGUAUAUAUUUUUUACCUUUUUGGUUUUAGUUGCAGGAUUAACUUCCUAGUCUUACAUAAAUACAUUAUUUACUUAACAUAUGGAAAACUUGGGAUUAAGUGAUAACAUUUCUGGAUACGUUUACCCUAUUGGUUCACUAUUUUAUAUUGGCUGUUUGCAUAUUCUCCCUAGGAUUUCAAAAUUUGUAAGCAGAAAAUUAAUUUUAUCUAUGGGAACUCUUAUUGCGACUUUAGGUGUUGAAAUAUAGGCUCCUGAGAAAUACCUUGGACUGCCAUCAGGCGAUAAUAGAUGGUAUAUAGUGACAAUUGGAUAGUGUGUAACCAAUAUUGCGUUUGCUAUGAUUAUACUACCUAGUAUUCCUGAAUUCAUAGAGUUAAUACUUAAUAAAGAGCUGAAAGAAAGAAAUCUCUUAGAAGCAGAUGCAAAAUUAACAAGAGCAUGCAGCGAUAUGAGUUCUGGAAUUUUUAUGGCUGGCUACUCUCUUGGUCUGUUCUUAGGACCUUUUGUGUCUGGUCUUCUUUAUGAUAGUUUUGAUGGAGGAGAUAUUUAAUAAUUUAUGAACACUUCAAGAUGCAUAGCUGCUUUUGUUGCAGCAACAUUUAUCCUUUAUUUAACAGUUGGAGGUGCCUAUAGAGGUUUCAAAUAGUAGCACAAGCUAACACAAUCUAGAUUGAAAAAAUCAUAUGCAUACAGUAAUAAUUAACUCAAAGUAACAAGAUAAGAGAUCAUAUAACAAGUUACAGAAAAUUCUCAAAAUAAUAAUUUUACCUAAAUAGUUACUUAGGAGGCAGUGAAAAAUGAACAAUAAAAUUAGGCUUUUCAGUAAUAAUUUGGAAAAAGUAUAGUAAUAAGCUAACUAAAAGAAAGAGAUUUUGAUGCCUUAUCUGAUGUUCUCCUCUCUGAUUCAGGCAAUGAAGAAAACGGAGCAUUUAGAGAGGAUUUUUCUGAUGGUAGAAACUCAGAUUUUGGAGAUGAGGGUGAAGUUAAUUUUAAUAUGAAAGAAGAUGUUUGAUUAUAAUAAUUAAUUGGGAUUUAUUUAUUUAGUAAAUUGAUCUAAUCUAUAACAAAGUAAAAAAACUAUUAAUUAAUAUUAAAUUUAUUUAUAUUGAUAAUAUAUAAGCUAUUUAUUUUAAACAAUUCAUUCUCAAUUUCUAUUUUUAUAAUACUUAAUCAAGUUACUCUCUCUUAUUCAAUAUUAAAUGAAGAAGGAUUUUUUAAAUAUAAUUUUUUCGAUACCUCUUAAUUAAAAC